Molecule: messenger RNA, 516 nt
Organism: Rodentolepis nana
Lineage: Eukaryota; Metazoa; Platyhelminthes; Cestoda; Cyclophyllidea; Hymenolepididae
Source: the annotation of a GenBank genome assembly
AUGCUAAACUGGAUAAAAGCAUUCAUUGGACAAAGAUCGUGUAAAGUCAGAUAUGGAAAUGCUCUAUCAAAAUCCAAUCUUUUGCAAACAGGCCUCCCACAGGGAGCUCUCACAAGCUGCACUCUUUUCAAUGUCUUCAUCAAUGACAUAGCCGAAUUAGUACAGACAGUCACGGGCAUCAAGUGCUUACUUUACGCAGAUGAUCUGGUACUAUGGUAUUCCGCUUCUAAGGAAAACGCUAAGGAGAGGACGGAAAGCGCCCUAAAUUGUGGACUUAAACUACUAGCAAACUGGUGCGACAACAAUGGAAUGGUAAUUAACACCGCAAAAACUGCAUUCCAAACAUACCCGACUGGCCAAGAAGCGAAGCCGUUGCUGAGUUUAGAUUACGUACCGGACACGAUUGCUUGGCAAAACACCUUCACAGAUUGGGAGUUUACACUCGACCCACGUGCCCUCUAUGUAACCUACAGGGGGAAACGGAGAAGACCCACCAGAUUCGGUGUCCAGCCCUAA